AGACAAGUGGGUUGACAACAACUUUGAAAUAUCAAGAAACUCGAUCAAAGCCUUCGCUUCUCGACAUUUUGACAAGUUAGCAUCAAUUGUACUUGCUUACAAGAUUUGAAAUGAGUUUGACGUUCAAGACACCCGAUUACGGCAAGAGUCGGGGUGCAAAAGGGAAGAGAAGGGAGCUCGGAGAAGAACAAAAGCAAGAAAUCAAAGAGGCAUUCAACCUGUUUGAUACCGAUAAAGAUCAAGCCAUCGAUUACCACGAACUGAAAGUUGCUAUGAGAGCACUAGGGUUUGAGGUCAAAAAAGCUGAUGUCUUGAAGAUAAUGAAAGAUUAUGAUAGAGAAUCAACAGGAAAAAUAUCAUUUGAUGAUUUCAAUGAAGUCAUGACAGACUGGAUGCUAGACAGAGAUCCUCAGGAAGAAAUAUUCAAAGCUUUUCGGUUAUUUGACGAUGAUGACAGUGGAAAAAUUAGUAUAAGAAAUUUAAGACGAGUUGCAAGAGAACUUGGAGAAAACAUGACUGACGAGGAGCUAAGAGCCAUGAUUGAUGAAUUUGAUAAAGAUGGUGAUGGCGAAAUAAAUGAAGAAGAAUUCCUUGCUAUCAUGACAGGAGAUACUUGAUAUAGAGUAGUAUAUAUUUUGUACACUUGUAUAUUAGUCCCUCUUCGACCUAGUAYAUAGUUAAUUUUUCUUUAUAACACAUUAUGUCAGUCAUAUAUCUUAGAUGUUAUUUUGAUCCUCAAAUUUGUCAUACUGGUUCAAACUUUUUCUACUUUCUAUUUCAAAAGAUGUAGUUUAUCAGGCUAAUUUUUUACACAUGGCAGUACUUAAUUUAGUUUAUAUGGGUACAGAAGAUAUAGUGACAGAGAACAGUAGAUUUUCUAUGAUAUUGAUGCCUAACCAUUCAGACUACAAAACAGCUUGAGAUUUUGAAAGUUCUUGACCUGGAUUUUCUCAAACAAUUUUGUUCUUACCAGAGCAACUUGUAAUGUUUAUUUGAAAAUUUAUAUUUGAGUUGAUAGGUUUUCUGAGACAAUUUCAGAUUUUCAACAUCUUCUAAAAUAUUUAGAUUCAGAACUCAUUACGCUCAAUAGUAUUAUUUAUAACACUGUUUUGUUUGUAUUUUAUUGUUGUAUAUAAUGUCCUUUGGAUCAAAAUAUUUGCAUAMCUAAUAUUUUGGGCUAUAUAUAUUUUUUGAAUAUCAGCUUCAAUUAUUUCAAUUACUAUUAAAAGACACAUUUUUAACAUU
This is a messenger RNA of Exaiptasia diaphana, 1245 nucleotides long. RefSeq names its product centrin-3. The record is from RefSeq and is a predicted model, not a curated record. Lineage: Eukaryota; Metazoa; Cnidaria; Anthozoa; Actiniaria; Aiptasiidae. Gene Ontology annotation, molecular function: calcium ion binding; microtubule binding. Gene Ontology annotation, biological process: spindle pole body duplication. Gene Ontology annotation, cellular component: microtubule organizing center.